This is a messenger RNA of Colletotrichum spaethianum, 3774 nucleotides long. RefSeq names its product ribosomal RNA-processing protein 15. NCBI's taxonomy places the organism in Eukaryota, Fungi, Ascomycota, Sordariomycetes, Glomerellales, Glomerellaceae. The coding region runs from base 1 to 3774 and encodes 1257 amino acids. The record is from RefSeq and is a predicted model, not a curated record. The transcript is spliced from 2 exons.
AUGUCGACUCCAACUCUUGCCGAGAAGCUGGACAAGAUCCGCUCUCCGGGUCUUCAGAGCCAGAAGAGGACGGCGGUAGUCCUCGAGGCGGUCGACACAACGUUGAAGGAGCAGAACGCCCAACCCACCCCGACCGGCUACUUCGCCGCGCUUCUUGGCCUCCUCACCCAGGCUGUCGAGAGCGGCAACGUUAGCUCCGACACAACGACCUCAGUUGUUUAUCUUCUCGACAUCGUCACUCCGUUUGCGCCUCAACCUCUCCUCCGCGCCAAGUUCACCCAAAUUCUCACGUCGCUCGCCCCCGUGCUUCUCCAGCAAGAUGCCGAAGCACUCCUUUUGCGGUCGUCUAUUGGCUGUCUCGAGUCCCUACUCCUCGCACAAGACUCGGGCGCCUGGGAACUCGGCGUGACCCAGAUCGGUCCCCGCAGAGCCGUCGCCGGUCUCCUGAACCUCUCCCUCGAGCACCGCCCGAAGAUCCGAAAGAGGGCGCAAGAAGCGCUGCGAAAUGUCCUCAGGAACCCUCCUCCGAGUCCCUCGCUCGACCAUCCCGCUGCCGACAUGUGCGCCCAUACCGCUCUCGCCAACCUCGAGGAUAUCGCCGGAAAGGCUGCGCAGGCGAGAAAGCAGAAGGGAGCCGAGUCUGCACACGAUCCAGCUCUGAUUCAUGCCCUUCAGCUGAUCAAGACCAUUGCAUCUGCUAGUGGAGGCUGGCCUAGCAAGAAGAUUGAGUCUUUGUGUGAGUUGCUGCUCGGAAUUUCGAGAUCAGGCAACGAGUACAUGACGAUGGCCACCUUUGAGAUUUUUGAAAUGAUUUUUGAGGGUAUGGCCGACGAGGUCGCUUCUGCCAAGCUCCCACGACUUAUGGAAAUCAUUUCCGAGCUGCGGCCCGCCGCGAACGACACACAGCUGAUCCCCCCAUGGCUGGCAAUUCUCUCAAGAGGAUACGACGUUUCCGCACAAAUCGAGCCCGAGGACGUUUUCCAGAACCUGCCUGAGAUCUUUUCCAUGGUCGCUCAGUACCUGGAGUCGCCCGCACACAACAUCCGAAUUUCCGCCUCUGAAUGUUUGGUUUCUUUCAUGGCGAACUGCAUUCCUAAGCAGGUUAUUCUUGAGCCGUCCAUCUACGACGAGAAGACACUGGACAAGAUCGCCAAGAUUGCCGAAUCUUUGCUCAGCGUCAAGUACCAGCAGGCCUGGAUGGAGAGUUUCAACGUUUUUGGAGCCAUGUUCGAUUCCCUGAGGUGGCGAGCAUACCCGAUGAUGCUCAACAUCACCAAGGCCGUCGGAGAGCUCCGUGGUAGUGACUCGUUCCAGGGCAAGAAGGAGGCUGACGAAGUCAUUGGAAAGGCCAUCCGCGCCAUGGGUCCCGAGGCUGUUCUCUCCAUACUGCCUCUGAACAUCGCUAAGCCCGCCAAGGGUCAGCAGGGUCGCGCGUGGAUGUUCCCCAUCCUCCGCGACUACCUUAGCAACACCAACCUUGCUCAUUUCCGCCAAGAGAUGGUGCCCCUCAGUGAACUCAUGUUCCAACGGGUGCUGGACCACGGCAAGGCGGAGAAGACUAUGGAAGUCAAGAUCUUUGAGACUCUUGUGCAGCAAAUUUGGGCAACCCUGCCUGGCUACUGCGAUCUCCCGCUUGAUGUAACAGAGGCGUUUGACCAGUCCUUCGCUGAGCUUCUCGCAAACAUUCUGUACAAGCAAGUCGAGUUGCGUCUUGAGGUUUGCCGAGCGCUCAAGAUCCUCAUCGAGUCCAAUCAGGCCAUUGCUACCAUUGAGGAUGACAGCGAGGAGGACCUGGUGCUCCAAAGCCGUGUCUCCAGAGCUACUGCGAAGAAGAACCUGGAGCACCUGGGCAGCUUCGCUGGCAAUAUGCUUGCUGUUCUGUUCAACGUUUACACCCAGACUCUGCCUCAAUCAAGAGGUCCCAUCCUCCUCACUAUCAACGCCUUCCUCAGCGUCACCCCCGAAAAGGAGCUUAUCGACACCUUCGACCGGGUUAGCAAGAUGCUUGCAGCGGAACUGCAGCAGACUGCCGACCAGGAGAAGCCCAAGCAACAGCAAAAGCAGGGUGCGAUGCCCUCAACAAGCAACACCCUGAUGGAUCUAAUCAUCACCAUUGCCGUUUACCUGCCCCGCGAGAGCUACACGGCCCUGUUCGAGAUCGCUACUGUCAUCAUCUUCAAAGAGAAUGAGCCGCAGCUGCAAAAGAAGGCUUACAAGUUGGUCCCUCGUCUUGCCGAGUCCGAAACCGGCAAACUGGCACUCGAAGCACGCAGCGACGAGCUGCAGCAAAUGUUCCUGACGAGUGCUGAGAAGGUGUCGGCUCCUGCUCGUAGAGAGCGUCUGGGCGCCCUGUCUGCCCUCCUCCCUUAUAUCCCCGACACCUCUCUCCACUUCGUCCCGUCCAUCCUUAGCGAGGUCGUCAUUUGCUGCAAGGAGAACAACGAGCGCGCCAGAGAGGCUGCUUACGAUCUUCUUGUUCAGAUUGGUCACCGCAUGGAGGCUGCGAACGGCGCUCCCAUUGACAACACCAAGGUCCCUCACAUGCCUGCGGACGCGCCCGCCGGCAAGGCCAACCUGGAGGAGUUCCUCACCAUGGUCAGCGCUGGUCUUGUUGGUAGCACCCCCCACAUGAUCUCUGCGUCCAUCACCGCCCUCAGCCGUGUGCUUUACGAGUUCAGAAGGUCCCUGAGCACACAGACUCUUGCCGACCUUGUCCAAACCAUGGAUCUCUUCCUGACCUCCAACAACCGCGAGAUCGUCAAGAGUGUCUUGGGUUUCGUCAAGAUCUGCGUCGUCAGUCUUCCCUCGGAACUCGUGAUCCCUCGCCUGUCGUCUCUUGUUCCCAACCUCAUCAUCUGGAGCCACGAGCACAAGGGCCACUUCAAGAGCAAGGUCAGGCAUAUCCUGGAGCGCAUGGUACGCAAGUUCGGUUUCGACCUCAUCAACCAGAACUGUCCUGAAAGCGACAGGAAGCUCAUCGUCAACAUCCGCAAGACCAAGGAGCGCAGUAAGAAGAAGAAGGACGCCGCCAAGCAGGCUGGCGAGGAGAGUGACGAAGAGGAUGGCCGCCAGGGACGCAAGUUCGACAACGAGCUGGACCAGGCUCUCUACAGCAGCGACUCGGAAGGCUCCGACGACGAGUCCGACGACGAGGGCGCGGCCGCAGGCCCCAAGGGCAAGCGCGCCAACCGGAAGGGCGGUAACACGUAUAUCGUCGAAGACGAGGAUGAGCCGCUUGAUCUGCUCGACCGCAACGCCCUGGCCAACAUCUCGUCCACCAAGCCCGUCAAGAUGCGCAAGCCCACCAAGACCAAGGCCCGCACCGAUCUUGACGGCAAGCUGAUCCUCGGCAAGGACGACGAGGCGAUGGAGGUCGACGGCGCCGAGAACGACGGCUCCGGCGUCAACGCUUACGUCGCCGCGCUCAAGGGCAAGGACGUCGCCAAGAGGGGUCUCCGCGGCAAGCUCAAGUUCAGCAACAAGCGUGGACAGGACGAUGAAGAAAUGGAGGACUUGGACGAUGGCGAAGCUGCGGUCGUCAAGGCUCAGGUUGACAAGAGCCGGGGCGGCGGCAGGCCUUUCCGCGGCGGACGUGGUGGUCAGGACCGUGGUGGUCGCGGUGGCGAUCGUGGCGGCCGUGGCGGUCGUGGCGGACGCGGCGGCAAGGGUGGUAUUGCCGCCGGCCGCAAGGGCCUCGGCGAGGACCGAAGACGGGGAGGACCCACGUCGAGCGGAGGUGUCAACAAGGGUCGGAGGGGUGGUGGACGUAGAUGA